This is a messenger RNA of Oncorhynchus keta (chum salmon), 1004 nucleotides long. RefSeq lists its product as uncharacterized. The transcript has 4 exons. The record is from RefSeq and is a predicted model, not a curated record. Lineage: Eukaryota; Metazoa; Chordata; Actinopteri; Salmoniformes; Salmonidae. Bases 416 to 868 code for a protein of 150 amino acids.
UCUUAAACAUAAGGACUAAAAAGUCUGAGAACAGUAAUAUUUGACAAAUACGUGAAGGUACCCUUAAGCAAUCAUUUCUGAUUGAAUUAAAAAACACUAAUGUGAAAGAUACAUAGCGUUUUGGAAUGCAAUUUUUCACAUGUUUUCCCUCUGUCAGUCAAGUUUCAGUUUGAAAAGAUUUGAUUGCUAAUUGAUUAUAUGCUAUAUGUCCAUAUAAGGACAUCCUGGAUGCUGAUCAUCAGAAUUGUAGCUGUGACGUAGUGAUCUCUAUCUAGUGGGCUCUGUGAGGGUGUCAGCGUCUAGUGACAAUAUAAGAGGCCUGUGUUUGAUGUUGCAAGUCAGUCACAUUUGAACCUUCUUCACCCCGAGACAGUAUCAAGCCUGCUAUUACUACAACUACUACUACUGUAAAGCCAUGAAGACUCUUGCUCUCCUCUUCUCCUUUGCAUUUGUGCUGGUCUUCACUGCGCCCACUAAGACACCUGAUGAGAUUCAUCUACUGCAGAGGAUCAUGAAAGAGGCUAACAAGACGCUCAAGGAAGGCCCGGAGGCCCUUUUGAACCAUCUAGUGCCAGCGGAAUUCAAUCAAGAUCGCUGCAAGUUACACGGGCCUAAAGAUUUCUGCAUAGCGGAGACGAUUCUGUCUAACAUAAAAAAAACGCAGUACGGGACUUCAGACAACAACAUAGAGACAAUCAGCAGAGUGCUGGAGCAGUACAAUAAGCUUCACCCUUCCAACUGCUCUAUGAAGAAGAAUGGAGACGAGGAACAGCUCCGCGCUCUCCUGAUGAACCUCUACAACUGUGCCCAAGCCAUCUAUUCCCGUCCCCACUCUGUCACUCAUCACAAAACGACCCCAACACUUUGAGGGGACUGAGGGGAACUCUGUCGACCGUGCAUAGUCCAAUAACACAAAUUAUUAUUUAUUGAAUUGUAUUUAAAUGUACUAUGACAUUUAUUUUUGUACUAUUUAUGAAUAAAUUAACUCAUUGGUAAAAACUUAA